AUGAGUUCAUAUCGAAGACUUCUGGCAUUGGCCUGGAUGGCGACACAGGCUCUUAGCCUCAAUAUGCAAAUUGAUGAAUUCUACUCGAAGUCGUUUCUGCCCAACAACAUGAUCGUCAGCUACAAUGUGCGCAAGCCGGAUGCGCUCAACUUCAAUUUGACGGUUUUGGUUCAUUUUCCUGGCAAAUUGCUCAUUCAGAUCUUUGUGCGCAGGCUGGACGAUGUGCCGGGCGGGCCGAAUUCCUUUGAGAUGCUUAGAUUAAAAAAUAUGGACUUCUGCAAGUCGCUCGAGAUGCUGCGCAACAUGACAAAUGAUAAAUUCCACGGCGAGUCUCUAAUCCCGUCCACAUUUCUGAUGUCGUGUCCACUGAUGCCGGGCUUCUACUACGUAGAGAAUAGCAGCUUCGAUGUCAGCGUGUUGCCUUGGCUCAUCAAGGAUGGCAGAUACUUUGCGCUGCUCGAGCUAAUCCAGGUCUACGAAGAGGUAACCAGAUUAAUCAAUUUCAAAGUAAAGGUCAGCAAGAAGACGCCCGAGGCGGAACAGACAAGCGAAAAUCAGAAAACCAGCAAUGAGCUUGGCUUUAAUGAGCUUAACUUUUGA
Messenger RNA from Drosophila hydei, 600 nucleotides. RefSeq lists its product as uncharacterized. NCBI's taxonomy places the organism in Eukaryota, Metazoa, Arthropoda, Insecta, Diptera, Drosophilidae. Bases 1 to 600 code for a protein of 199 amino acids. The record is from RefSeq and is a predicted model, not a curated record. The transcript has 2 exons.